GUUUCGGUCUGUGCUGUGAAGUGUUGAUUCGCAUGCGCUUUCCAACACACUUCAAAUUCGCAUAAAAGCGAAACUUGUUUCUUCCUUUAACAAAGUGAUAUCUGCCUGAUAGGAUAUAGGAUAGAAAGCCGAGAUGUCCGACGAGACCAACACCGCGGCGUGGGAUGACUCCCUGCUGGUGAAGACGUACGAUGAGUCGGUGGGACUGGCCCGCGAAGCUCUGGCCCGGCGCCUCGCCGAUUCCACCAACAAACGCGAGGAAGAGAACGCAGCUGCAGCCGAGGAAGAAGCUGGCGAGAUCUCGGCCACUGGUGGGGCUACCAGCCCGGAACCGGUGUCUUUCAAGGUGGGCGACUACGCCAGGGCCACCUACGUGGAUGGUGUGGACUACGAGGGCGCUGUGGUGUCUAUUAACGAGGAGAAGGGCACCUGCGUACUCCGCUAUUUGGGCUAUGAGAACGAGCAGGAGGUGUUGCUCGUGGACCUCCUGCCGUCCUGGGGCAAGCGGGUGCGUCGCGAGCAGUUCCUCGUCGCCAAGAAGGAUGAGGACGAGCAGUUGAGCCGCCCCAAGGCCUCCGCUGGUAGUCAUUCAAAGACUCCCAAGUCAUCCAGAAGGAGCAGGAUCUCUGGCGGACUGGUUAUGCCGCCCAUGCCACCAGUACCGCCCAUGAUUGCCGGACAAGGCGACGGCGCCGAACAGGACUUCGUGGCCAUGCUCACCGCCUGGUACAUGUCCGGCUAUUAUACGGGCCUCUACCAGGGAAAGAAAGAAGCCAGCACCACUAGCGCCAAGAAGAAGACACCCAAGAAGUAAUUCCAUCUCACCUCAUCAUCACAUCACAUCUUUUCGAAAGACUUGUAGAUAUUAAGAGAACAGAACGAUUAAAUUUGUUAUGUUAAA
This is a messenger RNA of Drosophila simulans, 901 nucleotides long. It is a transcript of the gene Smn, whose product is annotated as survival motor neuron protein. The transcript has a single exon. Gene Ontology annotation, cellular component: nucleus; cytoplasm. Gene Ontology annotation, molecular function: RNA binding. The record is from RefSeq and is a predicted model, not a curated record. Gene Ontology annotation, biological process: mRNA processing. The coding region runs from base 134 to 814 and encodes 226 amino acids. NCBI's taxonomy places the organism in Eukaryota, Metazoa, Arthropoda, Insecta, Diptera, Drosophilidae.